Molecule: messenger RNA, 1831 nt
Organism: Aethalodelphis obliquidens (Pacific white-sided dolphin)
Lineage: Eukaryota; Metazoa; Chordata; Mammalia; Artiodactyla; Delphinidae
Gene: CLDN6
Product: claudin 6
Exons: 3
Coding region: 547-1212 (221 amino acids)
Cellular component (GO): membrane; bicellular tight junction
Molecular function (GO): structural molecule activity
Source: RefSeq, a predicted model, not a curated record
CCGGACCUCUAAGUUCAGUUAUUCGCUCAACAAACGCCGUCUCUGUGCGGGAGCGGCCAGAACGCCAAAGGGAUGCAGAUCUGGCCCUGCCUUCUCGGUGCGGAAGCCCAGGAGGUGCAUGUUGGGCGAGAGGGCGGAUCUGACACGAAACAACCCAGCACAGAGAAAGCUGUUUCUUAAGGGCCCCGAGGACUAAAAUGAGGCUCGGGAAGGUUAGGUGAGUUCCGGAGUCGAGCCCCAAGCUCUGUUCGGCUCCAUACCCUGACCCUUGACCCACUGCUUGCCCACUUCAGCCAGUUGAUGCCCUGCACCCGGGCCAGAUGGGGGAGCAGCGGCUCCAGGCUCGAGCGCCCCCCACUGACGAGGUUGGGAUUCGCGCGUCCGCCGCGGUCUGGACUGGGGUCUCUGCCCCUCCCCUGGGCGGUGGUCCGGUGACGUCAUUGCCUCUUUAAGACCCCCGCCUCCGCCCCAGUCCCAGCACUCCGCCUGCUACUCCGAAUCUUGGUGGACUCCUUUGCAGUGCAGCUCCUCAACCUCAACCUCACCAUGGCCUCUGCUGGUCUGCAAAUCCUGGGGAUCGUCCUGACACUGCUUGGCUGGGUGAAUGCCCUGGUGUCCUGUGCCCUGCCCCUGUGGAAGGUGACCGCCUUCAUCGGCAACAGCAUUGUGGUGGCCCAGGUGGUGUGGGAGGGGCUGUGGAUGUCCUGCGUGGUGCAGAGCACUGGCCAGAUGCAGUGCAAGGUGUACGACUCGCUGCUGGCGCUGCCCCAGGACCUGCAGGCUGCCCGAGCCCUCUGUGUCAUCACUCUCCUAGUGGUCCUGCUCGGCCUGCUGGUCUACCUCGCAGGGGCCAAGUGCACCACCUGUGUGGAGGACAAGGACUCCAAGGCCCGUCUGGUGCUCAUCUCUGGGAUCAUCUUUGUCAUCUCAGGAGUCCUGACCCUGAUCCCCGUGUGCUGGACUGCCCACACCAUCAUCCAGGACUUCUACAACCCCCUGGUGGCCGAGGCCCAAAAGCGGGAGCUGGGAGCCUCCCUCUACCUGGGCUGGGCAGCUUCUGGCCUUUUGUUGCUGGGUGGGGGGCUACUGUGCUGCACCUGCCCCUCUGGGGGGUCCCGGGGCUCCAGCCAUUAUAUGGCCCGAUACUCGGCCUCAGCCCCACAUACUGCCUCUCGGGGUCCCUCUGAGUACCCCACUAAGAAUUACGUCUAAUUCGGGAAGGGGAGCGUGGGCUCCCUUGAGAGUGGAGCCUAACCCUCUGAGCUGGAGCCAUGGCAAUGGUGAUCCAUGACAGCUUUGGUGUUGUUUUUGCUUUAUAUUGGUGGGGGGCGGUGGUUAAUCCAUUUGAUAACCCACCUGGGCUCUGCUACUGGCGUUCCUCACCUUUGGAUGAUGGAGCCAAAGAGGUGAUGCUUCAGAGUUUCUGGAUCUUUCUCCACCCUGGACACCCCCAUCUUAGAGACCAACCUGGAGCUUUGGGCCCCAUGUGAAGGGUGCUUGCUAUCCAGGUGCUUUCAUCCUGUCCCCGAGAGUUCCUGCUGAUGUUGGGGGUAGGGCCUCCCUAGGCCUGCAGAGACAAGCCUUCCCUUGCUGGUCAGGCCUCUGGAACCCCCAGGGGCUUUUGAGCCACGUGUAGCCUCUAGAGGAGCAGGUGAUAAGUUACCAAAGACCCACCCACCUCCAAGUCUUCUGACCUCUGGCUUCUCCAUCCUGAGUCAUGUCCCCCCUGUGCUGACCCCUGACCCUCCCAUCCCCAGCCCCUGUGCACUUCUGCCAUGUCCUGCCCACACUCACCAGUUUUUACUAAAUAAAGCACAUUUUGUUUGGUUAC